AGAAUAGAGAGCUGAAGAAGAAGUCCAUGGCAGUGCUUGGUUAAGAAGACAGAAAUCAACACCCUUUAUUUAUUUAAUGGUGGCCUGGUGAGGCCACACUCUUUCACUCUUGUUGAAUCCAAAAUCCCCAAAUCACACACACCCUAAAUUCCCAAAUGUCAAAACCCUCAUCUCGAAUCUUCCAAGGUCUCCUCCGCUUCCACCGCCACCAAAUCUCCACCACCACUUUCCGCCGCACCUUCCACCACCACUCCAAUCCUCCUCCUCCUCCUCCUCCUCGCUCCCCCGCUCCCCCAAAACCGUUUCCCGCCUCCGGGCUCAGAUUCUUCUCGUUCAAGCCGGACGCCGGCAAUGCGAAGAGAAUCUUCGAGAAGCCGCUGGCGGCGGCGUCGUCAACUUUCCACCGGUACCAGGAGGCGCUAGGGUUGCAGGUGGAGGCGUUCUGGAAGAGGAACAAUCUGGUGCUGGUCGGAGCUGGAGGAGUUGUGGUUUGCGCCAUUCUGUGGAAGAUCAUGUUUGGGAUUGCCAGCACUUUUGUGCACCUUUCGGAGGGGAUGGCCAAGUAUGGCUUCUUAGCUCUCUCUUCUGCUAUGGUCGCUUUCGCCGGUCUUUAUCUGCGCUCGAGGUACACAAUCAAUCCUGAUAAAGUAUAUAGGAUUGCCAUGACAAAGCUCAAUACAUCUGCUGGGAUUCUUGAGGUCAUGGGUGCCCCUCUAACAGGAUCAGAUCUAAGAGCCUAUAUAAUGUCCGGAGGUGGGUUUCAACUGAAAAAAUUCAAGCCAACUCUCAGGAGCAAGCGAUGCUUCCUCAUUUUCCCAAUACGAGGUUCUGAAAGAAAAGGUCUGGUCAAUGUUGAAGUAAAGAAGAAGAAAGGCCAGUAUGAUAUGAAGCUAUUGGCAGUGGACAUUCCCAUGGCAUCAGGACCCGACCAACGGUUAUUCCUGAUUGGGGAUGAAGAAGAAUACAAAGUUGGCGGUGGACUAAUAUCUGAGCUGAGAGAUCCUGUUGUGAAAGCAAUGGCUGCAGAGAAGAUUUUUGAUAAUCUUGAUCAGAUUGAAGACGAGGAGGACGCUGAAAGAGAACGUCUGGAGGCAGAAAGAAAGGAUCGUGAAGAAAUUGAGAAGCUUGAAAAAGAUGGGAAAGAUGGGACACAGUGAGAUUUUUUUUCCCUCUGAUAGAAUUUUGUUUCUUAUCCUUUCCAUUCUCUUCUUGGUUUGUUUUCACAGAGGAGUUGUAAAUAAUGCGCGAGUCUUUGACCAAAUUGUCUCAGAUUACUGUAGAUUACCUUGCAUUUUUGUUUUUUCUUUGCCGAGUUGGUGACAAGGUUUAAACAUUGUGCUGCAAAUAGCCAGCUUUGGAAAUUUCUGAAAUUAAGAUGACCCCCUAAGGGGAAAUAAAGAUAGACAGUUGAAGCCACAAGCAUACCUUGUUUCUUUGCUUUGAUCUGUACUACUGUUCACACUGCUUCUAAAUUAUGCUAUGUCAUUCGAGAAAUAUGAUCCG
Messenger RNA from Fragaria vesca subsp. vesca, 1503 nucleotides. RefSeq lists its product as uncharacterized. Lineage: Eukaryota; Viridiplantae; Streptophyta; Magnoliopsida; Rosales; Rosaceae. The record is from RefSeq and is a predicted model, not a curated record. Gene Ontology annotation, cellular component: intracellular membrane-bounded organelle. The coding region runs from base 156 to 1157 and encodes 333 amino acids. The transcript is spliced from 3 exons.